CUGCGCAUUCCACUCUAGUCAUGGCGGCCUACGGGCAGACGGCGGGUAGCGGAGUUCUGAAGACCUGCGACCUUGACCGGAUUUUGGAGGCGCUGAAACUGCUGCUGAGCCCGGGAGGAUCGGGCUCAAGUUCACUACAGAUCACAAAACGUGAUGUCUUGUUGGCUACCUUAAAAUCUAACCUGUCUGAUUUGGAGGACAAGUUUCUGAAGGAUCCUCAUUGGACGAAAUUGAAACUCCUGAGAGAUGAAAUUGCUAAUAAGACAGAAUGGCCACAAAAUUCUGUGGAUGUCACCUGGAGUUUUACCUCCCAAACCUUGCUGUUGCUUUUGUGCUUAAAGGAAACCAUGUUCCGCCUUGCAGCUGAUUUCAGUCCAGGUAAACCUAACCCUAGGACUCCAGAGGCUGCUCCUGCCUUGAGCCCUGAUACACUUAGCAUCUCACAGCAGAAGACCGUCCAGUCAGUUUUGCAAUUUGUAGUCACCUUAGGUGUCUGCCCCUAUCUCAUGCCUGGUGUUGGAGUCCCUUUGAGAUACAAGACUGAGUUUGUUGCUGUUGUUCAAGACCUGGUACGUCUCGAUGCUGCCCCCAGUGCAACCCGGAGAUUGUACACCAGCUGCAGGGUCCUCCUAAAUGUUGCUCAGCAUGCAUCUCUCGGGAGCUUGAUUUUCUGCCACCAUUUUGGGGAUAUUGCAGCAGGACUGUGCCAACUGGGAUUCUGCCCAACCAAAAGAAAACCACAAAAACCUAUGGAAGAGGUAAAGGUUUUAAAUGAAGAGGAAAGAGCCCUAUCUAGGGGGGCCUUGAGAGACAUCUUGGAUCAAGUGUAUCAACCAUUAGCAGUCCGGGAAUUACUUAUCCUCCAGGGAGGACCAGCCCAGCCCUGCACAGACGGGAAGACACAGGUUGGGUCUCUGGCCCCAGCUUGGCUUCGGCGUCUUUGUGGGCAGCUGCUCUCUGAAAGAUUAAUGCGACCCAGUGGUGUUCAGGCAGUAGUCCGGGGCAUUUUGGAAGGAGCAGGGGCUGGGGCAGCUGGUGGAAGUGAUGCUGAGGUGAUGGCUGCUGACUGGAAGAAGUGUGACUUGAUUGCAAAGAUUUUGGCCUCUUGUCCCCAGCAGUCUCUUUCACCAGAGAGUUACUAUAAGGAUAUCUGCCCCCAGAUUCUGGAUUUAUUUCACCUUCAAGAUAAAUUGACAGCGCGACAAUUUCAGAGAGUUGCUACCACUACAUUUAUUACUAUGUCAGGGGAACGCCCACAGUUGGCAGCAAAGUAUUUACUUCAACCAGUGUUAGCCCCUCUUCAUCGAUGUUUGAAUACAGCAGAGAUUCCAGAGCAUGACAUGGUACCAGGAACCAUUUUGGUGACAGAAGAAGAACUUAGUACAUGUAUUGAGGAUGUAUUUAAGGUGUAUGUGGUCGGGAAUGAACCUCUAACAGUUUUGGUGGAUUCCCUACUUCCAGUCCUGGGAGUGCUCUUUUCUCUCUACUGUUUUACCAAGCAGAGUGUGUCUCACAUAAGGUCACUUUGCCAAGAGAUCCUAUUAUGGAUUCUGGGGAAGCUGGAAAGGAAGAAGGCAGUUGCUAGCCUGAAAGGAUUUGCAGGGUUGGACAAAUCUGUGCCCUCUUUCCAUUCUCUGUGUCAGUUUAGAGCUGCCACUCAAGGUGGCAUUAUGAUUACCAUCCAAGAAGCCAUUAGCAGUGAGGAAGAUGAAGAUGAAGCCCUGUACCAGAAGGUGUCCUCAGAGCAGUGCCAGGUAGAGCAUCUUGGGGACUUGCUGUUCCUAUGCCAGGAAUGUGGUUUGGCAGGAGACUUCUUCAUCUUCUGCCUGCAGGAGUUGACUCAGGUAGCCGCGGAAGAUGAAACAGAGUUAAAAACCAAGCUCUUCUCCAGCAAAAGCCUCUUGGAAUUAGAACGGCACCAAAGUUUUCUUGUGGAAGGCCAGGAGCGGAAGCUGCUGAUCUUGCAGUUGAUGGCAGUUCUGUGUGAAAGAGUGUCAGAGCAGAUAUUCACAAACAUCACUCAGGUGGUGGACUUUGUAGCAGCAACUUUGCAGAGAGCAUGUGCAAGCUUGGCCCAUCAGGCAGAGAGCACUGUGGAAUCGCAGACGUUAAGCAUGUCCAUGGGGCUGGUGGCUGUCAUGCUGGGAGGAGCUGUUCAGUUGAAGUCAAGUGAUUUUGCUGUCCUGAAGCAAUUGCUGCCUCUGCUGGAGAAGGUCUCCAACACAUAUCCUGACCCUGUCAUCCAAGAACUCGCUGUUGAUCUCCGCAUCACCAUUGCUACCCAUGGAGCCUUUCCCACCAAGGCUGUUGCUGUGGCUGCCGCCCAAAGUACCCUGAACAAAAGAGAUUCAGAAGGGAAAAUAGAAGAACAGCAACAAACCAAUUAUAAAAGAUUCACUGAUGUAGCUAAUAGCCACCUCGAACAACAGCAAAGCAAUGAGAAAUCCAACCACCAAACCGGCCUGAAAUCUAAUAAUACUCCGCUCAUUCCUCAGGAGGUGAAUGAACCGAGUACUACUACAAGCCAGAAAUCUGGAAGCAUAACCAUAGAAGAGCUUCAGGAGGUUCUUUUAUCAGCUUAUGAUCCUCAAAUUCCAACACGGGCAGCUGCUCUGAGAACUCUUUCUUAUUGGAUAGAGCAGAGAGAAGCAAAGGCCCUUGAGAUGCAAGAGAAGCUUCUCAAGAUAUUCUUGGAGAACUUGGAGCAUGAAGACACCUUUGUAUAUCUGUCUGCUAUUCAGGGGGUUGUACUGCUGUCAGAUGCUUACCCUGAGAAAAUCUUGCUUGGCCUUUUGGCUCAGUAUGACAGCAGUAAAGAUAAGCACACGCCAGAGACCAGAAUGAAAGUUGGGGAAGUCCUGAUGAGAAUUGUCAGAGCAUUGGGAGACAUGGUCUCAAAGUACCGAGAACCUCUGAUCCACACCUUCCUGAGGGGAACAAGAGAUCCAGAUAGUGCUCACAGAGCCAGCAGCUUAUCCAACCUUGGAGAACUGUGCCAGAGGCUGGACUUUCUGCUGGGCUCCAUGGUUCAUGAGAUAACAGCUUGCCUGAUUGCUGUGGCUAAAACAGAUCGUGAAGUUCAAGUGCGCAGAGCUGCCAUCCACGUGAUUGUGCUGCUGCUUCGGGGACUCAGCCAGAAAGCUACUGAGGUGCUGAGGGAUGUCCUCAAGGAUCUCUACCACCUGCUGAAGCACGUGGUGUGUUUGGAGCCCGAUGACGUGGCCAAGGUCCAUGCUCAGCUGGCCCUGGAAGAGUUGGAUGAGAUAAUGAGAAACUUCCUGUUCCCACCACAGAAGCUGGAGAAAAAGAUCGUGGUCCUGCCAUAACUAGACCUGGCUCAAAGGACGUAGAGGAGGGAGGGAGGGAACAAGCAGCGAGAGCAGCGCCCAAGCCUUCCAGCAGGUGGCCCCACUGCCUUUUGGUGCGGGCAAUAUGGCUAACCCUGGGGGUUGCUUUAUGACUCUCGCUACUUGUGUCUUCAGGCUGACCUUCUGAAAACAUCUAUUUAGCCACCUUGCAUCCAGCCUGGAGUGUGUACAGUUGAAAGAAAAAGGAUUACAAAUCUCAUUAAUCUGCACAUUUUCACUGUCUUGUAACAUUUAGAGAGGGAUGCUUACCUGAUGGAAGUAUAUUUUUAACACAACUGAUGGAAUUUGAUUAAGUGACCAUUCUCUUGUGACUUGAGUAGAAGAGGUUGGCCACCCAUGUGUGAGACGCCUUGAUUUUCUUCUGUGGUGAGAUUCUUCUUCCUAGUGAUAAUGAGGACCAGGCAGAGCUAGCCAUCCUUGGCUGCUUAAGAGGCAUUUCAGAGUUUGGAGAUGCAGUUGGAGGUGGGGAAGGGAAGGAAAUUGUUAUCAAAACAUGCAAAAUAGAUUAAAAUUAUCUUGCCUGGGAAGAAUAGCAGGUCUGAAUCUGGUCCUCUGCUACUGAGAUGGAAAACUAUGAAGUUGAGAGGCUUUGAUCCCUAGAAAAGAGAAUUAAGCUGGUUGAAUUUUCCAAAGAAGGGUAAGCUCUGUGUCUGUUCUCCCUGGCCAUUUUCUUUCCCUCCCUCUGCCUUUGUUUCUGUAGAGUUUCCCUGAUUAUCAAAAGAAGAGAGGCAAAAGCAUCUCAGAUGAGAGUUUAUAUAUUGCAUUCAGUGCUCUGCUUCUUUAGAAAGAUGAAUGCUUAGACAAUAGGUUAGUACAGAAUGAAUGCUGGAAACUAUGUUGCGUAUUGGUGACCUGAUGCCAGGUUUAUUGACAUAAUUUCAGAUGUAGCAUAUGCUGUGGGCUCCUGUUGACUUAUAUAUUUUGGCCACUGCACUUUGAUUGCAUCUUAAAGAGAUGACAAAAGGGAGAAACUGGCUGACUGCUUCAGACAAGUGUCCCCCUGAAAGGCUGUCAACACCUUGACAAGGCUAACCCACAGCCCUAUGACCAGUGGCAGGCUUUGCAGGGCUUGGUACAGAGUUCUGUCAGAGGUUUUAUCUGUACUGUCUGGAAUGAUCAGGCCAGGGGAACCAAAACACAAUUUCCAAAAAGUCUCAAGAGACUGAAGGAUCUGUAUAUAGACAUGCCCAUUUCCAGCUAACAGGAUAUUUCUCUCUGGCCUGAUUUACAGGCAUGUUCUUAGCUCAGAAAUUUUUGGUGAGCAUCUCUUUAAAGAGGCCAGAUUACACACAAUUAACAGAUCACAAGUUAGUUUAGUGAGCAAAGAAUUAGGACAAAGGCAAUUAGAUGUUUUUAAGGAAUAUUUCCAUUUAGCCAGGGUAGCUGUAUUCAUUUCCAUUCUCCAGAUCAAGGAUGUCUAGAAAAUUGGGAUUGGGGCUUUCAAAUCAGAAAAGAAUCUCUUUUGGGCCAGAUGAAUAUACGCUAAAAAUUCUUGUCCCUUGUCUUUCUUUAGCUAAACUUCAUCCAGCCCACUUCAGAUAAUCAGACUGAAUAUGUUAGAUAGUAUGGUUGAUUUAACCCACAGCUUUAUUUGCAUUAAAUACACUCCACUUCCAGGGACAUACCUUGAUUGAUCACCUUGAUUAGACUGAGAAACACUCUAGUCUAAAAACCUAGUUUCCUAGGGAGAGUCUCACAAAGCAUCCUAGUCCCUUUAUUUCCAUUUAUAAAUCACCUCUUCAUUUGAGCUAUUUGGCAAGUGGCUAAAGCAUCUGUUCUUUAUUGAUUUUGAUGGGUUCAGUUUCAGAGAGUGACUUUUUCUGACUUUGUUACCAAAUUCAAAAGAAAGAUACUGUAAUCCUCCUGAAUGUGACAAAAUUAUUCAAUUUUUCUAAAUUAUUAAAUAUAUCUUCCAAAUUAUUAAUAUAUACAUGAAGAUUCUUGGGAAAGAACAUGAAAACUUUAGCAUAAUAAAAGCAUAAAACUAAAAAAG
Messenger RNA from Trichechus manatus latirostris (Florida manatee), 5361 nucleotides. RefSeq names its product transport and golgi organization 6 homolog (gene TANGO6). The transcript has 18 exons. NCBI's taxonomy places the organism in Eukaryota, Metazoa, Chordata, Mammalia, Sirenia, Trichechidae. Gene Ontology annotation, biological process: protein secretion. The record is from RefSeq and is a predicted model, not a curated record. Bases 21 to 3326 code for a protein of 1101 amino acids.